This is a messenger RNA of Gigantopelta aegis, 2846 nucleotides long. RefSeq names its product mediator of RNA polymerase II transcription subunit 16-like. NCBI's taxonomy places the organism in Eukaryota, Metazoa, Mollusca, Gastropoda, Neomphalida, Peltospiridae. Gene Ontology annotation, molecular function: protein binding. Gene Ontology annotation, biological process: positive regulation of DNA-templated transcription. The coding region runs from base 436 to 2724 and encodes 762 amino acids. The record is from RefSeq and is a predicted model, not a curated record. The transcript is spliced from 9 exons. Gene Ontology annotation, cellular component: mediator complex.
UAGAUUUCCGGGCGCUCCCCAGGUCUGGAGAUUGGGCGUUUGAAGAAAGCACCUGCUGCAGUCUUUCUUGUCGAAAUAUUUUGGCUUUUAGUCGGCCAAACAACUCGAAAGCUGAACUUUCAGAGAGGUUACAAAUGAAACAAUUUCCAUGAUGUCGACUGUUCUUGCAUUGUGUGACAUUACCAGAGGACUUCCGAUAUUGACCCAUUUGAAACAACUCAGCCAUUUGAUUCGUAUUCACACUUUGACCGAGGUCUUCUAAAGGUGCCAUUAAGAGAGAAGUGAAUAUAAUAUUGUGGUUCUUUCAGAGCAAAUGAGGAUCCACCACUGAAUUACGCUAACUGUGCUGGUCGUCACUGUCCGUUUGACAUUGAGUACGAAGCAUGUGUGCUGGAUUUGGACAAGCCAUGGGAGGAGUUCAUAGUGAAGCGGUCCAUGAACCCCAUCUCCCACAUCGUGUGGGAUCCAAGUGGAAGCAAGUUGCUCAUUGUCGACUGCGAAGGGAUGUUUGAAGUCUGGCACAUGGAGGCUCAUCUGGUGAACAAGUGGAGCGUCUUGUACAAGAGGUUCGUGAAGGGGGAGGAGGUACUAGCUCUGGCCUGGAUCCACAACGGUCUGCAGAUUCCUUUCAACCCCGACAAACGCGAGUGUAUUCUCUUUGGAGAGAAGUUUCCCCGAGCCAAGUUCAGCCCCACGAUGGCUCACUUUGGCAGCAAGUCGCUGGAUGGCUGGGUGGCGGUCACGGCUACAGGACUGAUUUGUGUUGGGCUCAUCUUCGACCGAGAGAAACAGCUGAUCACCGCCGAGGAGAACCUCGCUCCGUUUCACCUGCGUUUGUCAGAGGCCGACAUCUCGUUCGCCAGCUCGGGCGAGAUCCUGGUCGCCACGAGCGACGGGCUCAUGUCGUCCACCAUCCAGUGCUUCACGGUGCGCAUCUCGCUCCAGCAGGGCCAGUGCGCAGUGCAGUGCGAGGCAAGCGCCAGCCUCUACAUGAAGAGCCAGAUGGACUACAAUGGCACCAACAACGACGAUGGCAGCCAGGCGCUGCACAUCACCAACCUCAGCUUCAUGAACCACGAGAGCAGCGACACGCUGCUGGUGGCGUGCGGCGGCCAGGGCUACAGCUGCAUCGAGGUGUGGCAGCUGGUGGACCAGGCGCUGUCGCUGCACCGCAUGUUCCAGAAGCAGCAGACAGGCCAGGAAGUGGCGUACAAGACGCCCAGGUGGGUGCACACGACCACCAUCACCCACAACUCCAUACUGACGGGCAUCGCCAAACCCAUCAUCCCGCUGGCCAGGAGCUCGGCCGAUCCGCUCGGAUUCGUGUCAUACUUCGCCGCGGCCUACAAGGACGGCUCCAUCAAGGUGAUGAAUCGGUACUCGUAUCAGGUGAUCUUCGCCUGUAAUCUUGACAGUCUGGUCGGCGUUCACCACAUUCCGAAUUUGGACAUGGAGAAGGUGUCCCGGGUUCCGUAUCUGUCGACCGUCGUCCAGACAUGGACGGGGUCCGGUUUGGUCGGGAUCAGCGGCAGUCGGGCGUUCGUAUUCCAGGUGGUGAACACUCGGGACGGACCCAUACAGCUGAUGCCCGGCGCCCUUGUCCAUCUGCUGGAGUACAUCGUCAACACCGGCAACGACUGGUGGGACGUCCUCCUCAUCAUCAGUCCAGGUAUGAUAGACCGGAUCUGCCGGCGCCUGUCGGAGGACUUCCAGAAGCAGCCCAUCUCGAUGCAGGAGUUGAUGCGUGUGCGACUCAUCCGACUGAAGAUCGGCCUGUACAGCUGUGUGCCAGGCGGUCACCAGAAAGCGGCCGACUGUCACGCCAAACUCUCACUCUAUGCCAUAUCGUCAGUCCUCAAGGGAAUGCUGCGUCCCAAGGUUGUGGCCGCAACUGAUAAAAGUCCCUCUGAGAAGUUGUCCAACAUUUGCACGACCCACCUCGACACGGACCUGGACAGUGUGUUGGCCAAUCUGGACACAGACGAGUUUAUCAUGGAGGUGAUCAAAAAAGAAAAGUGUACAGAGACCACUCUCCAGUCCCUCCAACCGUUCACUCAGUGGGUGACAGACUUUGCCCUUCAUCUUCUGUCAGCAAUCCCUCUGUACCGGACGUACUCCGGCUUCCGGGGCGCAUCCCUCCUCAAAGACGAACUCAUUCUCACCACCCUCAGGGAACUCGUCAUCAUCAUCCGCAUCUGGGGCCUCAUCAACCCGGCCUGCCUCCCGCACUUCUCGUCCACCUCGCACGUUGACGUCCUGGCCAUCAUCUACAAGCUGCUCACCCGCGUCUGGCUGUACUGUCAGGACGGGGGCAGUCUGGAGUACGACGAAGGACUCAUGGACGAGUGCUGUGAACUCCCCAACAAACUGUCCGUGCCCAACAUGAAGCAGAGCUACGGGGAGGAGAACUGCAGCUACGCCAUCUUUGGGCAGGAUUUCCCACAGAUGUUCUCUCUGGGCGUGGAGCCAGAUUUCCUGAGCGAGACAAAGCGGGAACGGUGCAUGUACAUGCCCGAUGGUAUCGUGGAGACAACACAGAAACACGAUGCCAUCAGACAUAUCCAUCUGGGUUCUAGGUCGCUGAAUGGAGUUCGAGAGUGUUGCAGGUGCGGUGCCCUCUCAUUGGCGAAUAUGACGGCAAAAACGACGACCAUGAAGUCAUGGGAACAGAGAUUCGUCAAAACGUGUAUGUGUGGUGGACUCUGGAAAUUAUGCAAUACUUGAAAUGUUUUAAAUAAAAAUUGUGAAAACAAAAUGGCAAACAUAUUUCAUGGAAUAUUUAAUACAUUCACCAAAGAUCAUGUUGUAAAAAAUUUCAUGUGUACCAGUAAAGUUUUGGAAGACAA